Botrytis byssoidea is the source of this 1302-nucleotide messenger RNA. RefSeq lists its product as uncharacterized. The coding region runs from base 1 to 1302 and encodes 433 amino acids. Lineage: Eukaryota; Fungi; Ascomycota; Leotiomycetes; Helotiales; Sclerotiniaceae. The transcript has 2 exons. The record is from RefSeq and is a predicted model, not a curated record. Gene Ontology annotation, molecular function: peroxidase activity.
AUGAAAGUAACAGCCAUUGUCGCACUAUUGGCAUUAACUGCGAGUGAAGUCGCCGCGUACCCUCGAUUGGGUGCAGAACAUGCCGAAAGACUCGCAAAAUCUCAACUUGGCAAGCGAAGUACGGCUGCUCGUGACCCACUUCAAAAGAGAGCCAGUUUUGAUGCUGCGUCGCAGUACGUUAGCACGACAGGAAAGUAUGCUUUUGUACCACCAAAUUUCGGCGCAGGAGAUGUUCGAGGACCUUGUCCAGGAUUGAAUGCCGCCGCAAAUCAUGGAUACAUCCCCCACAGCGGAGUCGGUACUAUAGGCGACUUUAUUGAUGGUACCAAUAGGGCAUAUGGCAUGUCAUUGGACCUCGGAACAUUUCUUGCUAUUUUUGGCGCCGUGUUCGAUGGCGACUUGCUAUCUUGGUCAAUUGGUGGACCGACACCUAAAGUUAGCCUUCCCCUUGGCAAUCUUUUGGGGCUCACUGGAACUCCUCAAGGCAUUUCUGGCUCCCACAAUAAGUACGAAUCCGAUACCUCUCCAACUCGCCCAGAUCUGUGGCUAGCUGGACAAUCCUAUAAUCUUGAAGUUCCACUAUUCCAGAAGUACUACGAUGCUUUGGUCGAAGGUGUUGGUGCCGACGAACAAUAUCAGAAUCUUCUUGACUUCAGAAUCGACCGCUUUAAUAACUCUAUCACAACCAACCCCUACUUCUUCUCUUCGCCCUUCGCAGGUGUUCUCGUUUCCCCUGCCGGCUAUAAUUUCCCAGUCCGAAUGAUGUCGAACAAAUCUGCAGAAUUUCCGGAGGGUUCAUUGACUAAGAAAGAUCUGAUGUCUUUCUUUGCCAUCACAGGCGAGUCUGGCAACUUCCAAUAUAACGUCGGCAAUGAACGUAUUCCAGACAAUUGGUACAAGAGAGCUAUCGGCGAUGAGUAUACCAUCGCUGGUUUCCUUACUGAUGUUGUCGAUUAUGCUCUGCAAUAUCCACCUCUUCUUGAUAUUGGUGGAAAUAUGGGAGCGCCCAAUACUUUUGCACCUGUCAAUCUUGGAUCUUUGACUAAAGGCGUGUUUCAAACUGGAUCCUUACUUGAGGGAAACAACUUGGAAUGUUUCGUUUUUCAAGUCGCACAAGCAGCACUCCCAGAUAUUGCUGCCGGUGCCGUUGGGAAUCUUGCAACUACCAUAAAGCCAUUUACUGACGUUGUUACUCAACGUCUUGGUGGCUUGGGCUGCCCGCAAUUACAAGGCAUUGAUGAAAGUCAAUUCUCCGAAUUCCCAGGAUACACUAAUUGCCAGGAUGGAUGUACGGAGUAUUAG